CACGACCAAAUGGAUGAUAACGAUGAAUGGGUAGAGGCACCUGUUGGUGACAAGGAAGAGAAGCAUAAGAAACAUCGUCAUCACAAGGAUAAGAAGGACAAGAAAGACAAGAAGGACAAGAAGGACAAGAAGGACAAAAAGAAGAAAUAUGAUGACAAUGACCAUUCAGACAAUGAUGAUCAUGAACAGAAGAAGAAGAAGAAACUAAGGACUGAUGAUACACCAACAACAUCAUCAUCGACGACAACAUCAGAUGUAAAGCCAGUUGUUCAAAGGGAGGAAUGGAUGAGUAUAGAGACUGAAUCAUGGUUGGCUGGAUCAAUGUCAAACAAGGAUACGAGGAAACUGCAACAACAGAAGGAGAGAGAGGAACGUGAUCAAUUGGCUGAUAAGUUGGCAAAGUCUGCUGGUCUACUGGAUCCAAAGACUUAUGAUUCAGUACCAUCGUCAUUAUCGUCGUCUACAAGCACAUCAACUUCAACGUCGACAUCAACUUCUUCAAGCUCCGCAACAUCGUCGUCGUCUUCAUACUUGGUUGGAGAUGGAGGUGCCAGUUGGAGAGCAAGGAAGAUACAAAGAGCACAGCAACAAUCAGGUGACUCAUCAUCGUCAUCACCUGUACUCACAUCAAUGAAGGAACGUGUUCAGGAUAUGGAGCAGCAACGAAAGACACAUCAUCAUGGAGGUGGCAGUGGAGGUGGUCAUCGUCAAUCAUCAGACAAUCACUACUCCAGCAGGGAUAGCAAGGAUACUGCAUCACCAUCUUUCCAAAUGAAGAAGCCAAGAGAUGACUCAAACCUAUUCUGGAGUCCAGGAUCAACCAGAGAGAAGCUCAAGGACAAGCUGAGAGAGGAUGAUCGAAACAGAGAUAGAGACAGAGGCAGAGAUAGAGAUGGCGAGCGAGAUAGAGGUAGAGAUGGUGAUAAAGAUAGAGAUAGAGGUAGAGACGGUGAUAGAGACAGAGACAGAGGCAGAGAUGGUGACCGAGACAGAGACAGAGACAGAGAUAGAGAUAGAGAUAGAGAUAGAGAUAGUAGAGAUAGAGAUAGAGAUGAUUCAAGAUCACAUCAAAAAGAGGACAAACCAUCAAUAUCAGUUGUUAGAACUGAGCAGCCAUCACUUAGCGAGCUAUUCCCUCACUUGAAGUCAAACUCAAGCAAUGAUCAAUCAAAGACAACAUCUACAUCAUCCUCUUCAUCAUCGACAACGACAUUAUCAACGAACAACAACAACAGGUCCAAUGAACAAAAGUCAUCAGCACCAACAACGACAGCUAAUGCCCAUGCUGUGACAAAUACAGGUGGUGGCGCAAUGAGCCUUAACAAACUAUCAGCAGAGUUAAUGAAGGCCAAGCUAAUGGGUGAUAAGGCAAAGGUUGAGAGAUUGCAGACUCAAAUUGAUGAGGUGAAGCGUACAGAGUCCAACAACAAUCAGCAACCACCAGCACAACAGCCACAAGGACAACAACAACAUACUUCAAAUGAUGACGGCCCUGUCAAGAUAUCAGGAAUGGACCAAUAUGGACGAAAGAUAUUCAUGAAGCAUAACACAACAUCAUUGUCACAGCAUAAGCAGGAACACUUUGAAAAGAAUGGCGAGAGGACCAAGUACUAUGACGACGAUGAUCAGGUGGACUUGGACACGAUGGUGGCCAACGAGAGACGUGGCACCACCCAGAACAUGGACUACGAGUUCCUCGACACCAUAUCCAAAUCGACCAGAUGGGCGACAGACGACCGCGAUGACUUUGGACCAGAGAUGCACGCCGGGCGAAACACAUCCAAGAAGAGACAGGGCGAGCGUGAUCAAAAGGACGUCGAGAAGUUCAAACAGCAGCUGGUCAGCGCAGACAAGAAGGUUAACUCGAUCAUGGAUCGCUGCUGGCACUGUCCCAACUCUGCACAGUAUCAGAAGCACAUGACCAUUGCCACAGGCCAUCACAUGUAUCUGUCACUGCCCACCAGGAACAUAUUGGUCAAUGGACACUGUCAGAUCGUCCCCAUCCAACACUCGCUGGCAUGCUCAUCAAUCGACGAGGACGCCUGGACUGAGGUAAACAACUUCCGAAAGUGCCUCAUACAGAUGUACGCAGAGCAGGACAAGUUUGUCGUGUUCAUGGAGACGGCAAUGAAGUUCAAGCAUCAGAAUCAUACGAUAAUCGAGUGCAUACCGCUGUCAAGCAAGGACUUCUCGACGGCACCCGGAUUCUUUAGGCAGUCUUUGAUGGAGGCCGAGUCUGAGUGGUCCAAUAACAGAAUGAUCGACCCCGUUGCCAAGGGCGGCCUGUCCAGCUGCGUGCCCGCCAACUUCCCCUACUUCUGGGUAGAGUAUGGUUACAAACAGAGUGGCUGCGUGCAUCCAAUCGAGAAGGAGACAGCAUUCCAGCGAGACUUUGGAAGGAGUGUGAUUGCCGGUAUGCUCGACCUGGACCUGGAUGAAGUCCAAUCAAGGAGGAAGAGCAGGUCCGAUGAAGAGAGAUACGCCAAGCAGUUCAAGACAAUGUUUGAUCCAUAUGACUGGACCAAACAGUUGGACGAG
Messenger RNA from Acytostelium subglobosum LB1, 2538 nucleotides. RefSeq lists its product as hypothetical. The transcript has a single exon. Gene Ontology annotation, biological process: mRNA splicing, via spliceosome. NCBI's taxonomy places the organism in Eukaryota, Evosea, Eumycetozoa, Acytosteliales, Acytosteliaceae. The record is from RefSeq and is a predicted model, not a curated record. The annotation marks the transcript as partial. Gene Ontology annotation, cellular component: post-mRNA release spliceosomal complex.